UCCUCAGUGCAAUAACUUACACAAGUAUUGUCGUCGAAAUGCUUCGCACUUCGGGGGUGUAGGUUUCUUCGUAUACGCAGGGAAGAACGAAUACACGUCGUAGAAACAUACCGUGUAAUGCCCUUAACAAACCUGCCAGCAAUGCUAGGUAGACCUAAAGCCUACCGCAUGUUUCAAUUACUGCUGGUUAUCAUCCUGGCCACCACCAUUUUCAGGGUUUCCAUGCGCAGAUACGACGAUUGGUCGGUUUCAGGACUUUGCACACGCUAUGCAAAGUGGGAAUGCCGAUGGAUUCAUAAGGACACCUGCCCACCAGUGAAAGUUAAACUCCUACCUUGUAUUAGGAAUGGAAUGCUCGAUUGCACUGAAUGGAAGCUCAGGUCCGGAUUAACAUUCUGUGUCUGCCAGUGCGGGGGUCACAGAACUGCCAAAAACAAGAACCGCACACACCUUUAAAUUCAACAUAAUCAACGCUGGUGUUUGUAUUG
Dermacentor silvarum is the source of this 488-nucleotide messenger RNA. RefSeq lists its product as uncharacterized. NCBI's taxonomy places the organism in Eukaryota, Metazoa, Arthropoda, Arachnida, Ixodida, Ixodidae. The record is from RefSeq and is a predicted model, not a curated record. The coding region runs from base 118 to 456 and encodes 112 amino acids. The transcript is spliced from 5 exons.